Messenger RNA from Clupea harengus (Atlantic herring), 1064 nucleotides. RefSeq names its product transmembrane emp24 domain-containing protein 11. Lineage: Eukaryota; Metazoa; Chordata; Actinopteri; Clupeiformes; Clupeidae. The record is from RefSeq and is a predicted model, not a curated record.
GUGUGUGUGUGUGUGUGUGUGUGUGUGUGUGUCUGUGUAUCGAGUCGUUCUCAGUUCCACAUAGAGGCAUCCGUGCUCUUUCUGCAUUCUCUGAGUUUAACAUUAAAGUAAAAUGUUUGAAAUGCGAAUCUUGACUCUAAUUCUAUUCGAGGUCUGUUUUGUGGCGUGGGCCAGCGCCAUGUACUUUGACCUCGGCGAACAGGAGGAGAAGUGCAUCAUCGAGGAGAUCCCAGAGGACACACUGGUGACAGGCUACUUCCUGUUAGAACACUGGGAUGAAAAGAAACCAGACAAUACUCCUCAUCUGGGCAUGACCGUCACCAUACGAGAUCCCGAUCAUGAGAUACUGCUGCUGAAACGGUACGGAAAAUAUGGGAAGUUUACCUUCACAGCUCACGCUUCCGGUCAGCAUUACCUCUGCAUGCAGUCAAACUCCACCAGGUUCUCUGUCUUUGCAGGAGAAAGGCUGAGAGUCCAUUUGGAUGUUCAAAUGGGGGAACACGCCGUCGAUCCCAGUGCUGUCAAAGCUAAAGACACCGUCAAGACUAUGGAGUACAGCAUACAGCAUCUGAUCGACCAGAUGAAUUAUAUCGCUCGGCAACAAGACUACCAAAGGGAACGAGAAGAAACCUUCCGAGAGAUCAGUGAGCAAACAAAUUGGAGCGUUUUAUGGUGGGCGAUGAGUCAGACGGCCAUCUUACUCUCCGUUGGAUUCUGGCAGAUGAAGAGGCUGAAGGACUUUCUCAUUGAAAAGAAACUAGUUUGAUGUUAUGCUGUUAUGAAACUAGUUUGAUGUUAUGAUGUUAUGAAACUAGUUUGAUGUUAUGAAACUAGCUUGAUGUUUUGAUGUUAUGAAACUAGUUUGAUGUUAUGCCCGCAGAUCUCAUGGAACAAAAAUGUGGUAUUAUUAUUAUUAUUAUGGUGUUUGUUGUUAUUAAUCCACCAAAAUGAAAACAUCAUUAAACUAUGACUUCACAGACUGAUAGACUGCAGGAUCAUAUGUGUGGUGACUACAUAAACCCAGAAUCAUUACAAAACAGAGGUAAAUCAAAUACAAAAUUCAA